GUUGAAAAUACUGGUUUGCGUCAGUUUCCGUUCCCUUGGUGCCGGCUCUUUAAAUUUUUUGUUUAAAAUUAAACAACGUGGGAUUCAAUUUUUAAUUAUAAAUUAAAUAAAUUAAAUAUAAUUGCUGCAAUUGCUGGUUGCAUUUAAUUAAGUGAGGUGAUCGUUUUUCAUUCGUACAUACACAUUGAAAAAGAAGGAAAAACACAGAAAAAUUAAAAGUUGAACCAAAAAAAAAAAAAAAUUCGUGUAGGAAUUUCGGGAAAAAUUUAAAAUUUUAAAUAAAAUAUGCAAUCCGCGGAAAAAAUGUUAAGUCUAAAGUGGACGAGUUUUCCCUCGCAAUUGGCAAUUUCAAUGGAUACAUGUUAUGAAAAACAACAAUUUGUCGACGUAUCACUUGUAUGUAAAGAUGGUACAAUAUUAAAAUGUCAUAAAAUGAUAUUGGCAAAUGCAAGUACAUUUUUUUCACGUCUAUUAAUUGUUGCAAAUGAUCAUCCACAUCCAAUGAUUAUUUUACAUGAUAUUGAAGCUGAUGAUUUAAAGACAAUUAUUAAUUUUAUGUAUUGCGGUGAAAUACAAGUUGUGCAAAGUGAGGUUAGAAGAUUAUUAAAAAUAGCAAAUAUCCUCGAAGUAACCGGUCUUACGCAAAUACAAACAAUUGAAACAGGAAGUCCAAUAAGUCAUCAACAUGAUAGUAUUUUUGAAACAGCUAGUGGAAGUAAAAAUAAUAAUAAUAAUGGUACUGAGGUUAUAAAUUCAUUUAAUAAAUCAAUCAUCGGACAAAGAUUUGACUCAAGUAGUAGUAAUAGUAGUGGGGGCACACGUUUUGAUUCAAAUAUAACAACAACAACAACUACAACAAUAAGUAGCAAUAAUCGAAAUUACGAAACAAAUAAUAGUAAUCCAUUUGCUGGAUCAAAAUAUGAAGUAAAUUCACCGAGAUAUGAUUAUAAUUCAUCGAUACGUUUUGAUGGUAAUUCAACUGGAUUACGUUAUGAAACAGGAAGAAUGCAAAUUACACAACGAUUACCUUUAAGAAAUAAUAGAGAAAUUUUAUCGCCAAAAAAAUUAGAAAUUACAAAUCGUUGCUCACAAGAAUCACGUAAAGAAAUAAGUACAGAAAUUAUACAAAAUAAUCGUUUACGUUUGGCUAAAGCUGGAAUUGAUAUUCAAGAAGUUAACAGACCAGGAACAAGUAGAAGUCCCCAACUACAACAAUUGGGAACAAAACGAAAAGAAUCCGAAUCUAAUCCCUUGAGUUGGACACGUGUUUUAAAUAUGUUAUCACGUGACAAUCAAUUACCGGUAAAAAAACUUUGUAUGAUGGAUGAAGUUGAAAUAUCGCCAAGUAAAAUUACAACACAACAAUCACAGUCUUCGAUACAAUUUUCUCCACGCGCUUCCAAUUCAUUAGAACCAAUUGAAUUAUUUAUUAAAGACGACAAUGAAUUUCCAUUUGAGACAAAUAAUGCAAAUAUCUGAUCUUUAAUCACAAAU
This is a messenger RNA of Leptopilina boulardi, 1494 nucleotides long. Its product is annotated as protein abrupt-like. The record is from RefSeq and is a predicted model, not a curated record. The transcript has 3 exons. Gene Ontology annotation, cellular component: nucleus. Lineage: Eukaryota; Metazoa; Arthropoda; Insecta; Hymenoptera; Figitidae. Bases 286 to 1479 code for a protein of 397 amino acids. Gene Ontology annotation, molecular function: protein binding. Gene Ontology annotation, biological process: regulation of transcription by RNA polymerase II.